UCGCAAGACAAUAAGCCUGGUGCGGGGCGGCGGUGAACCCAGCGUCGGUCUUGCGCCGUAGGCAGACCAGGGCCCAUCCUCUGGCCUCUCACCCUGUUCAAGCUUCAGGGACGCCUGGAAGUGUGCCUUACUUGAAAGCAUCAGGCAAAGAAGUGAAAAUUCCAAAGGCCCAUCAUGAUAUGAAGCCCCGACAUGAGCAGUAACUUCUGCAGCAACGUGUCAGUGACCAUGAGCGUCAGCGAGGUGUCCACUUUCCCCCUGACUCUGGAGCAAAAAACCGGCUUUGCCUUCGUAGGGAUUCUGUGUGUCUUCCUGGGACUUCUGAUUAUCAGAUGCUUCAGAAUUUUAUUAGACCCUUACAGCAGCAUGCCCUCAUCCACCUGGGAGGAUGAGGUGGAAGGGCUGGAUAAGGGGACGUUUGAAUAUGCUCUUGCAUGAGGAACCCCAAAGGAGGAC
Molecule: messenger RNA, 456 nt
Organism: Gekko japonicus
Lineage: Eukaryota; Metazoa; Chordata; Lepidosauria; Squamata; Gekkonidae
Gene: CTXN2
Product: cortexin 2
Exons: 3
Coding region: 193-438 (81 amino acids)
Source: RefSeq, a predicted model, not a curated record